UGUCUGAAUUUGUGUCUCGAGAUCGAGCGAGUGUCCUCUUUUUUUGGAAUCAAAAUAUGGUCACCCUAAUAUAAUGAGCUGUUGUGGAGCCGUCAGUCAACGAACUGAAUGAACAGUCAUGACGGUAAUCUAUAAAAUAACAAACCGUUGUAAUCAGUCAUUAUCCUCACCAAUUAACCCAAUGAUCAUACAUUAACAGUCAUAGAGCCAGAAAGAUCAGAAACUCUUUGUUUUUUAAACUUAGAUGCAGCUCUCUCUCUCUCUCUCUCUCUCUCUCUCUCUCUCUCUCUCUCUCUCUCUCUCUCUCGUGUGCGCGCUCUGCCCCCGGGGACCCAUGUAGUGAUUCACCCUUUCCUAUGAAAUAAAGGAACUGAAACGUCUGUUAGGCACUCUGCAUGUAUUUCAUAUAUCCUGCCGUCACUACCCUCCUCUCUGUGUCUCACUGCCGCACUGAUGCAUUGUUUUUUUUCAGUUUGUGUCAUAAACAUAAGUUUAGCAGAGGGUAUCACAGCAGCAGGUCUCCACAUUGCUGCAGCCAUGGGCAGAGGGGACUGUCCUGCUGGCACUAAGUGGGACAACCUCGUUGGUAUAUGUUAUAAGAGCCAUACCGUAACCAUACCCGAACCUAAAACUGAAUCUGAACCUAAACCACCAACGGAGCCGCCGCUGAGAACCACGGCCCCCGCUGCCCAGGCCAGCUCACUGAUGCUGCUGAGUCCGGCUCUGUGGGUCUGUGUGGGGCUGGUCUUUCUGGGGUCCGUCUUGGCUCUGGCUCUCUGGUUAUUCAUAUACAAACGACACACCAGGCACAGCCACACCUCGGAGGAUGCAGAACAGUGUCAGAGGCCUCUUCAGAAAGCAGAGCCACCUGCCAAAAUCCACCCACCGCCUCCACAGACAAACGGUCAGGCCGAGAUGUUGCAGGGAGCAGCAUGGGCCCCUUCUCUCUGUCCUCACCAGCACCUGGGGGCCCAGACAGGCUCAAAGUGGGAGGAGGGCUUCACCGCUUGCAGUGACCUUGCAAAGCAUGUUGGGACAGAAUGGGGCAGAGGGCAAAUGAGGGAACACAGGGUCCCACUUCCUGCCACAGAGCUGGGUGGCACCGCGUUGGUUACAACUAAAACUGUGUAGUGUGUGUGUGUGUGUGUGUGUGUGUGUGUGUGUGUGUGUGUGUGUGUGUGUGUGUGUGUGUGUGUGUGUGUGUGUGUGUGUGUGUGUGUGUGUGUGUGUGUGUGUGUGUGUGUGUGUGUGUGUGUGUGUGUGUGUGUGUGUGUGUGUGUGUGUGUGUCCUUUCUUCACUGCAUGAACUCUGUGAACUGUGUGGUGAGUUUUCCCCCAAUGUUAAAUCCAAUUUUUUGGAUAUAUUGCUUUUCUACUCUUUUCUACUCUUUUUUUUUUACUGCUGUUUUAUUUCACUGUAAGUGUCAUGGUGUAAGUUGGUGUCCAAUAAUACCAUGUAAGACUGUUUAUGAUAUUGUGUACAUGAUUAAAAAAAAAAAAACUG
Perca fluviatilis (European perch) is the source of this 1504-nucleotide messenger RNA. RefSeq lists its product as uncharacterized. The transcript has 3 exons. The record is from RefSeq and is a predicted model, not a curated record. Bases 454 to 1131 code for a protein of 225 amino acids. Lineage: Eukaryota; Metazoa; Chordata; Actinopteri; Perciformes; Percidae.